UGCUCCAGAAAAGCGCUCUCUUUUGUGGGUCCCCUGAACCACACCAUGACCCAGGCGCUGAAGUUCGCUGCCAGAUUGUUCCAUCGCGUCCGCUGUGCUCCUGAGCUGAGCGCCUCGCGGGACUACAGAAACUACGACUCAGCAUCCCGGGGCUUGGCAGACAUCCCAGGCCCCUCCACACCCAGCUUUCUGGCUGAACUUUUCUGCAAAGGGGGGCUGUCGAGGCUACAUGAGCUGCAGGUGCAGGGCGUUGCGCGCUUCGGGCCGGUGUGGCUGGCCAACUUCGGGACGGUGCGCACGGUGUACGUGGCCGCUCCUGCCCUCGUCGAGCAACUGCUGCGACAGGAAGGUCCCCGGCCAGAACGCUGCAGCCUCUCGCCCUGGGUGGAGCACCGUCGCCACCGCCAGCGAGCUUGCGGACUGCUCACCGCGGAAGGCGAAGAAUGGCAGAGGCUCCGCAGUCUUCUGGCCCCGCUCCUCCUCCGGCCUCAAGCGGCCGCGGGCUAUGCCGGAACCCUGGACAGCGUGGUCUGUGACCUUGUGCGACGACUGAGGCGCCAGCGGGGACGUGGCACCGGGCCGCCCGCCCUGGUUCGGGACGUGGCGGGAGAAUUUUACAAGUUUGGACUAGAGGGCAUAGCCGCGGUGCUGCUGGGUUCGCGCCUAGGCUGCCUGGAGGCAGAAGUGCCGCCGGACACAGAGGCCUUCAUCCGCGCCGUGGGCUCGGUGUUUGUAUCCACGCUGUUGACCAUGGCGAUGCCCAGCUGGCUACAGCGCCUUGUGCCCGGGCCCUGGGGCCGCCUCUGCCGAGACUGGGACCAGAUGUUUGCAUUUGCCCAGCAGCACGUGGAGCGGCGAGAGGCCGAGGUAGCCACGAGGAACCGAGGAAAGUCUGAGGAGGACAUGGGACCUGGGGGGCACCUGACCUACCUCCUGUUCCGAGAAGAGUUGCCUGCCCAGUCCAUCCUGGGGAAUGUGGCAGAGUUGCUACUGGCCGGAGUGGACACGGUGUCCAACACACUCUCCUGGGCUCUGUACGAGCUCUCCCGGCACCCUGAAGUCCAGACAGCGCUCCACUCCGAGAUCACAACUGCCCUGGGCCCUGGCUCCAGUGCCCACCCUCCAGCCACCGCUCUGUCCCAGCUGCCCCUGCUGAAGGCCGUGGUCAAGGAAGUGCUAAGACUGUACCCUGUGGUACCUGGAAAUUCCCGUGUCCCAGACAAGGAUAUUCAUGUGGGUGACUAUAUUAUCCCCAAAAAUACGCUGGUCACUCUGUGUCACUAUGCCACUUCAAGGGACCCUGCUCAGUUCCCAGAGCCAAACUCUUUUCGUCCAGCUCGCUGGCUGGGGGAGGAUCCAGCCCCCCACCCAUUUGCGUCUCUUCCAUUUGGCUUUGGCAAGCGCAGCUGCAUAGGGAGACGCCUGGCAGAGCUUGAGCUGCAAAUGGCUUUGGCCCAGAUCUUGACCCAUUUUGAGGUACAGCCUGAGCCAGGUGCUGCCCCAAUCAGACCCAUGACCCGGACUGUCCUGGUCCCUGAGAGGAGCAUCAACCUACAGUUUGUGGACAGAUAGUACUGUGGAAGGAGGCUGUUAACAUCACCCUACGCUACAGCAAAGCGCUUGAGGCAGCCCUGACCAAUGUGUGAAGUAUGCACUUGGCCUGACUCAGUAGGCCCCAAGAAAACCAUGGUCCCUUUGCCUACUGGUCAUAUACACAUCCUUCAAGGGCCAACCCAGAUUUUAACUAGUACUGCUGGGUGGCCUGAGGAAGGAUUCAACCACUGUUCUUUUGGUGCUUCCACACUGUUCAUUGAUGCUGCUGGGUAAGCAUUUGUCACAGCCUGAGCUAAGUAAUUGUGCAUCUGGUCUGUACCUGGUGGUCCUUCCUCUUUGCAUGCGAGCUCUUUGAGAGGAAGGGUGAGGUCUUAUUUAGUCUUUAUAUCCCCUGCCAGUGGGGAUAAACCUAUCUCUGACUAGGUGACACCAUACUCAUUCUCAGGUUGAAUCUGGACCAUGUGGCAGAAGGGAUAAGCAGCUUACCACACUCUCCCCACUUCCUCCUUCAUCUUGCCGCUAGGAAAGUGAAUCUGUCUUAGCCUGGUUUAUGAUUUUUUAAAACUCUCUCAUUACUAUUAAGUGUGUUUGCCCUGCUACUUAGCUCCCAGGCAAAGAUAUCUAUGGG
Messenger RNA from Lemur catta (Ring-tailed lemur), 2182 nucleotides. Its product is annotated as 25-hydroxyvitamin D-1 alpha hydroxylase, mitochondrial. The transcript has 9 exons. Gene Ontology annotation, cellular component: mitochondrial inner membrane. The coding region runs from base 46 to 1572 and encodes 508 amino acids. Gene Ontology annotation, molecular function: oxidoreductase activity, acting on paired donors, with incorporation or reduction of molecular oxygen; iron ion binding; heme binding. Lineage: Eukaryota; Metazoa; Chordata; Mammalia; Primates; Lemuridae. The record is from RefSeq and is a predicted model, not a curated record. Gene Ontology annotation, biological process: cholesterol metabolic process; cortisol metabolic process; C21-steroid hormone biosynthetic process.